Talaromyces amestolkiae is the source of this 1995-nucleotide messenger RNA. RefSeq lists its product as uncharacterized. Lineage: Eukaryota; Fungi; Ascomycota; Eurotiomycetes; Eurotiales; Trichocomaceae. The transcript is spliced from 8 exons. The coding region runs from base 1 to 1995 and encodes 664 amino acids. Gene Ontology annotation, biological process: proteolysis. The record is from RefSeq and is a predicted model, not a curated record. Gene Ontology annotation, molecular function: tripeptidyl-peptidase activity; serine-type endopeptidase activity.
AUGUUCUUCCUCAAAAUUGCCAGCGUCUCUGCGUUGACGGCUCUGGCAGUGGCUGCUCCGUCGCCUGCCAGACAUGUUCUUCACGAGAAGCGUCACCGUCCAGCGACCGAUUGGGUCAAGGGGACUCGCAUUGAGAGCUCCGCCAUUCUACCGAUCCGCAUCGGUUUGACCCAGUCGAACCUGCACGAUGGUCCUGAAGUUCUAAAGGCGGUCUCCGACCCCCGCUCCGACAGAUAUGGCCAGUAUCUCUCCAUGGAGGAAGUUCACGACUUGUUUGCACCGGUGGAACACCACGUCGAGAGCAUCAAGGAGUGGUUGCACCAUUCGGGCAUUGACAAGUCACGAAUUGUGCACUCGGACAAUAAAGGCUGGCUUGCGUUUGAUGCCACGACCGAGGAGGCUGAGCGUCUAUUCCAAACCGAGUACUUUGAACAUGAGCAUGCGGAAAGUGACCGUGUCCGUGUCGGAUGUGAUGAGUACCAUCUGCCCGAGCACAUUGCCCAGCAUGUUGAUUACAUCACUCCUGGGAUUAAAAUGACCCAGGCCGUCAAACGUACCGUGAAGAAAGAGAAGCGAGCAAUCAAGGCCGGAGCUUCUCGCACGUCGAUCCAUGCACCAGUCCAUGACCUCACCCCGGAACAUGGUCACUCCGGUGGCUCAGACUCGGAUCUUGCAAACUGCAGCUACAACAUAACUGCUCCUUGCAUUCGUGCGUUGUACGGUCUUCCCAAGCCGACCAACAAGCCAAACCCGGACAAUGCACUGGGUCUCUACGAGCAGGGUGACUACUUUGCCAAGUCUGAUUUGGACCUUUACUGGAAAAACGUCAAUCCCGAUGUGCCCGUGGGUACUUACCCCAAGCCGCAAUUAAUCGAUGGCGCCAAUUACUCUGUUCCUGCAUCUAGUUCAUUAAACUCAGGAGAGUCAGACAUUGAUAUUGAAAUGGCAUUCUCCUUGAUUUAUCCUCAAGAGGUUGUUCUUUACCAAGUUGACGAUCAGUUGUAUGAACCUGCCGAAGUCGCUACAACCAACUUGUUCAACACCUUCCUGGAUGCUCUUGAUGGAUCUUACUGCACAUACUCUGCUUACGGCGAAACCGGCAAUGACCCAAGCAUCGACCCAGUAUAUCCUGAUCCCCAAGAGGGCCAGCUUCAAUGCGGAGUCUACAAGCCAACUAACGUUAUCUCCGCAUCUUACGGCCAGGCAGAAAUUGAUCUCCCUGCGAAGUACGUGGAACGCCAGUGCAAUGAAUUCCUUAAAUUAGGCUUGAGUGGGGUUACCAUCAUGUUUGCUUCCGGUGACUAUGGCGUUGCCUCGUUCCCUGGUGACGGUGGAAACUCCAACGGCUGUCUUGGACCCGAUGCUCGUAUCUUCAAUCCUCAGUACCCAUCUGGAUGCCCCUACGUGACAUCGGUCAGCGGAACCAUGCUUUACCCAGGCCAGGCAGUCACUGACGCCGAGAGUGUCAUGCAAGUCAAUUUAGGAGGCAGUGCCGUCAAUUUCUCCUCCGCUGGGGGUUUCUCGAAUUAUUUCGAGCGUCCAUGGUAUCAGUGGGCUGCUAUUGAGGAAUAUUUCCAUGUUGGCAACCCGUCGUAUCCAUAUUACUCAGAAUUAAAUGUCGACUUCAACACCACUACCGGUCUUUACAACCGUAUUGGUCGUGGUAUCCCUGAUAUCGCCGCUAACGGAGCUUACUUUGAAUCAUACUUGGAUGGAAAGCUUGUCCACUUCUUUGGAUCAAGUUUGGCCAGUCCAUUGUUUGCUUCAGUCAUCACUCUUAUCAACGAGGAGCGCCUGGCUAUCGGCAAGUCCUCCGUCGGCUUCAUCAACCCCGUUCUCUACCUCAACCCUUGGGCUCUCAAUGAUAUCACCAACGGAACUAACUUGGGUUGCGGCACCGAAGGUUUCCCAGCUGUCAAGGGCUGGGACCCAGCUACCGGCCUCGGAACUCCUAACUAUGCCAAGCUUAAGGAGUUGUUCCUCUCUUUGCCUUAA